Aspergillus mulundensis is the source of this 1551-nucleotide messenger RNA. Its product is annotated as GABA permease GabA. Gene Ontology annotation, biological process: amino acid transport; transmembrane transport. Gene Ontology annotation, cellular component: membrane. Gene Ontology annotation, molecular function: transmembrane transporter activity. The coding region runs from base 1 to 1551 and encodes 516 amino acids. Lineage: Eukaryota; Fungi; Ascomycota; Eurotiomycetes; Eurotiales; Aspergillaceae. The transcript is spliced from 19 exons. The record is from RefSeq and is a predicted model, not a curated record.
AUGAAAGAUAUUGCAGCGGAUGAUGAUGUUCACCUGGCUGCCCUUGGGCACAGGGCCGAGCUGAAGCGGAACUUCUCAAUGCUGUCGAUGCUGGGUCUAGCCUUUGCCAUCUUGAACUCUUGGACCGCCUUGUCGACGAGCUUAAAUCUUAGUCUCCCGUCUGGAGGCUGCACCAGUGUUGUAUGGGGGUUGGUCACUGCCGGCGUUUGCAAUAUUUGUACCGCCUCAUCGCUGGCGGAGUUCCUCUCCGCAUGGCCCACAGCUGGUGGACAGUACCAUUGGGUUGCAGUCUCAUGGAAACGGCAGAUGCCAAUCCUCUCCUGGAUUACGGGCUGGGCAAAUGUUGCUGGCUGGUUGGCUUUGACUGCCACCGGUGGACUCUUGGGAAGUACUCUCAUUGGGGGCAUCAUUGGCCUGAUGUAUCCGAUGUUCGAGUUCCAACGCUGGCACCAGUUCCUCAUCUACAUCGCGAUUAACAUCAUUGCAUUUACCAUCAAUGCGUUCAUGAAUGUGGGGCUUCCACUAGUCACCAAGAGUGCUUUCAUCUGGUCACUCACGGGAUUCGUUGUUAUUUCCAUCACAAUUCUGUCGUGCGCAUCACCAAACUACAAUUCUGGAGAGUUCGUAUUUGGCGAAUUCAUCAACACGACAGGCUGGCCUGAUGGCGUUGCUUGGCUGCUUGGGCUGCUGCAAGGUGGCUUCGGUCUCACAGGUUUUGACGGCGUUGCACACAUGAUUGAAGAAAUCCCGAAUCCCUCAGUGAUUGGACCCAGAAUCAUGAUCGGAUGUGUGGUUAUCGGUAUCACCACUGGCCUUAUCUUCCUCAUCGUUUUGCUUUUCGUUGCAGGAGAUAUCAAUCUGGUCAUCGCGUCUGCUGCGACACCCCUCCUGCAGAUCUUCUAUGAUGCGACAAGAAGCAACGCGGGAUCGAUUUGUCUUCUUAUGUUCCCCUUGGUCUGCACUGUCUUCGCCGCAACCACAAUCAUGACCACAAGCAGCCGCAUGGUAUAUGCAUUUGCUCGAGAUGGAGGACUGCCUGCUUCGCCUUUCUUUAGCAAGGUUCACCCGAAGCUCCAGGUCCCACUUAACGGGCUGUAUAUGACUAUGUUCUGGGUGAUCGUAUUCGGAUGCAUCUUCCUCGGCUCCUCGAGUGCGUUCAAUGCGAUUACCUCUUCGUCAGUGGUCCUGCUCGAUAUCGCAUAUGGCAUCCCAAUCGCGAUCAACUGCCUGCGGGGCAGACAAAUGCUCCCCGAGAGACCGUUUGUCCUGCCGCAGACUCUUGGCUGGGUCGUCAACCUGAUUGCACUGGCGUACAUCUCAUUGACCACGGUGCUUUUCCUGUUUCCUCCUGAACUGCCUGUGACGGGCAGCAACAUGAACUACUGCGUUGCUGCCAUUGGCGUUGUCAUCAUCAUCUCAACGUUCCAAUGGAUCGUUGACGGCCGAAAGAACUUUACUGGACCGCGCGUAGAUGCCGAAGUGCUAGCGGCGGUGGAGGGUCAUGGCGGUCCGAAUAUUGACCAGACUGCUGAUAUUAAGGGGGAGAAAUAG